Messenger RNA from Cutaneotrichosporon cavernicola, 1758 nucleotides. RefSeq lists its product as uncharacterized. Lineage: Eukaryota; Fungi; Basidiomycota; Tremellomycetes; Trichosporonales; Trichosporonaceae. The transcript has 5 exons. Bases 1 to 1758 code for a protein of 585 amino acids. The record is from RefSeq and is a predicted model, not a curated record.
AUGUCACGCCGUCCACGCUCGUCGCCGGCACCUCCUCCGUCACCACCCGAACCAGAGACACCUGCUGCGCACUACACCGACCGCCUAGAUCUCGGGAGCGAGGCUGGGCGUAUGGCCGCCGCGGCGCAUGUGCACGAACACGGGGCGAGGAAUGGGGGUUGGGCGGCUAUGACGAGUCGAUGGGCGGCAAUAUUGAGACGAAAGGGAAAGCUUGGUCUCUCGCAGCGCAUAUGGGUCGGCAUCACCAUCAUCAUCGGCUUUCUGCUGCUCACCAAGCUGAUAGUCCCGUCUGAGACGGCGACCAACCCCACGGUCGAAGAGUUCAACGAGCUCAAACCCCACGACUAUGUCAACAACUCGAUCUCUGAUCCUGCACCGUUCGAGUUCUGCCCCGUCUUUGGGCCAGAUGACGCCAUCGCCGCGCGCCGAGGCCAGUUUGAGCUGCUCCGCUCCCGCGUGCAUGCUGGCACUGGCGCACGUGUCCAGCGGGUCCUCCGUAAGGCAAUGCACGGCAUGCCCGUGACCAUCUCGGUUCUUGGCGGAUCGGUUUCGGCGUGCCACGGCGCCGGUGACGACCCCAUCGCUCCAGGAUGCUACCCGGCGCGUCUGUUCAACUGGUGGAACUCUGUCUUCCCCCACCCUGCUAACGAGCUCACAAAUGGUGCCGUCAAGCGUACCGACUCGGCCUACUACGCAUACUGCUCCAAGCAUCACUUGCCGGACCAGACCGACCUCGUUAUCCUCGAGUUUGACACCAGCGAUCCCAACGACCGCGACUACCUCAAUCAUUUUGAGUUACUCGUCCGCUCCAUCCUUGUCCGAUACGACAAGCCCGCAGUCAUCAUCCUCGGCCACUUCAGCCCGCAGGUGCAGGCCCAGAACGGGUACGCAGGGCCAGAGCUGCUGCACAACGCCGUCGCGCAGUUCUACGACAUCCCGCACAUCAGUGCCAAGGGCCUCCUGUACGACCAGUACUUUGAGCACCCCGACCGUGUGCUCUCGGAGAGCUACUUUGGCUCGCACCUGAUCAACAAGGUUGGGCACGACAUGAUGGCCGACGUCGUCAUCUCGUACCUCAUGUCGCAGAUUUGCACAGGUUGGGCGUCGAUGCUCGGCUAUUCGUUCAACACCCCGGCUCUGACCGACAAGGGCGAGUCGGGGAGUGGCGGCGGGGCGCCAAUGCCGUUCCGCGACUUUGGCCACUCUGACCAAGAGUCGGGGCAAUCCGAGAAGGAGGACCUGGAGUCUGCAGGCAAAUCGCACCCGGCACUCCAGGUUCCGGCGAUGCGUCUCAAGUCUCUACCAAAGGACGCACCAGACUUCCGCGAGGUCGAGCCGUUCUGUGUUUCGGCGGCAGACUUAGUCAACCCGCUCCCCGAGUCGAUCUUCUACGGUUCUGGCUGGGUGACAUACCACCCACCCAAUAGUGCGGUCAAGGAGGACCGCUUCUACUGGUACGCCGAGCAGCCGACGUCUCGUCUCCGCGUGCCGUUACGCAUUGGCGCGGGUGACGUUGGCAUCUACUUUAUGCAGAUGCCAAUGGACAAGCCUGCGGCGACUGCCAAGUGCUGGGUCGAUGACAACACAGCCGGUGCCAAGACGUUGCGUGGCAAUGUCGAGACGGAAGAACCGAUUGCGACACUGCAGAUUAUUGACCAAGGUGUGGCGGCCGGUUCUCAUUUCGUCGAGUGCAUGCUUGACGGGGAGAAGGGUGGGCCACCUGCGCCAUUCAAGAUUCUUGCCAUCGUCACUACGUAA